AACUCAUCAAUAUUUGCUUUAUUGAACUCGUGAGAGCGUCUUAUCAGACUCGUACCCAUAAUAAAAGUAUUAUUUCAUACAAAAUACAGCAUUUAUUGUGAGUGAUUGUGCCAGCAUAAAAAGCAUACAAGAUAUUUAUAAGGUCGACGGUGUUGGUUUUAAAAUAGUUGAUUACUUUUAACGAAAUAUAUAAAUCGUUAUGCAGAAUUUACCUACUAAAUUAUUUACGGGCGGGUUGAUAUUGCUCUUUGGAACAAUUUGUAUCUUUUGGGUAGUGGUACCCGGAGCCAUCAAAUGGAAGGUUACACAGACGCUCCGAUUCGAAGAUGGAAAUGAAAUUUUCGAAGAGUUUACCAACAUCAAAGUCGAGAUUCUAUUUAAAGUGUUCAUUUUCAACGUUACUAAUCCCGAUGACGUCGCCAGUGGGAAAAGCUUGCCGAAACUGGAUGAAAUCGGCCCUUAUGUUUAUGAAGAGAAGCGAACAAAUAUUCCUGUCCACCUCGACCCGGAAAAUGAUACUUUCACAUAUCAGUCCACCGUCGUGUUCCACUUUCGUCCAGAUCUUUCUGCUGGAUCCGACGAAGACGUGAUUACAGUUUUAAACGUUCCGAUUGUGGCUGUCGCUAAUGAGCUCAACAACUGGUCUCGAAUGAUUCGUUACAUGGCGAAAGCAUACAUCACCUCGUUCCAAGAACCUCUGUUUGUGGAAAGGAAGGUGAGAACGGUACUGUUUGACGGCGUACAUCUCGAACUCAUCGAGUCAGUGUCAGAUAUUUUGGGAAUGAACUACCUCCCAAAUAAUACGUUUGGUUACUUUUAUGAGAAAAAUGCGACAAUCACGCCAAAUUACGUGGUUCAUGCUGGGGUGCAGGAUAAUUCAAAAUUUGGGAAAAUUAUUACAUGGAAAGGACAGGAAAAGUUGGACAUUUGGAACGGAGAACAUUGCAAUAUGAUUAACGGUUCGGAUACCAGUCUUUACCCCCCAUUCAUAACGAAGGAUAGCAUACUCAGGGGUUACGAAGCCGACAUCUGUCGCUCAGUGUACAUGGUGUUCAAAAAGGAGGACCAGGUGAACGGCAUUAACGGCCUGCGCUUUGGUUUACCUGAAGACUUCUUUGACGGCAAUAGUUCCUACAACGAAUGCUUUUGCUCGGAAAGUGAUAAAUCCAAGUGUCCUAAAAAUGGAGCCUUGUCGAUAUCAGCAUGCCGUUGGGGAGCCCCUCUAUUCAUUAGCCACCCUCAUUUUCUUUACGGAGACCCUUCGUACAACGAGCUCACUGGGCUGAGUCCAGGGAUACCUGAAAUUCACGAAUCGUAUGCCAUUCUGGAACCGACGACUGGUGCCGUACUUAAAGGAUCACGAAGAAUGCAGCUCAAUAUUCAAAUGAGAAAAUCUAAAGAUAUUCCAGAGUUGAAUAAUGUUCAGGAUGCUUUGGUGCCCUUGUUUUGGGUUGACGAUGCUGCUGUCCAACCAGAUCGAACUCUUGACGAUUUGAGGUGGCGAAUGGUAAUACCGCUGAAGGUGGUAGAAGUUUCAAAGUGGUUCAUGCUAUGCUCAAGUUCAAUUCUCAUACUUGUCGCCAUUUCAAUUUUCAUGCUGCGAUCAAAGAACAAAAAGCCCGUCGAAUACUACUGAUUACGUACUUCACCUCAACUAACUAAAUAAUUCCUAUGUAAAAUACUCAUAUUUACAGACAAGUAGUGUCUCAAAAGAUUACCAGAAAAUACUUGUCAGACUGCCAACUGUGAUAUUAAUGUACAAUAAUUUUACCUCGUUGACUAGUUUAAUAUUUUGUUUCGAUUAAAAAUACGUUUUCUCACGUCCGCUCAUA
This is a messenger RNA of Folsomia candida, 1832 nucleotides long. RefSeq names its product scavenger receptor class B member 1. The transcript has 8 exons. NCBI's taxonomy places the organism in Eukaryota, Metazoa, Arthropoda, Collembola, Entomobryomorpha, Isotomidae. Gene Ontology annotation, cellular component: membrane; lysosome; cytoplasm. The record is from RefSeq and is a predicted model, not a curated record. Bases 200 to 1636 code for a protein of 478 amino acids. Gene Ontology annotation, molecular function: scavenger receptor activity.